AUGGAGAUGAUGGUCAAGGUGUGUCCUUAUGGGAUAAGAAAUCAGGGCGAUCAAUGGGAUGAGAAAGGCCAAAGCAUGCUAACCCAAAUCUUCAUAUCCUAUGACAGUAGCAGGAUAAAAUCCAUACAGACUGCAUACAUUCUUGAUGAGAAAUUGCAACUAUCUGAUAAACAUGGCGGAGAUGGAGAUACGUUCGAAACGGUUGAGAUAGAUUACCCAUCUGAGUUUCUUACUGGCAUUAGUGGUUACACCAGUAAAAUAGAUUGGGGGGUGCAAGCUGUGAUGUUUGAGACCAAUAAGAGAAAGAUUGGGCCGUUUGGGAAGGAGGAAGGCAAUCACUUCUACAUUCGGAUGGGGACUAAGCAAUUCUUUGGAGGAUUUCAUGGAAGUUCGGGCUCUGACUAUCUCUACUCAAUUGGAGUUUAUGUGAAGCCUAUCAAUCCACUUUCAACCGUUGUUACUUCUCGGUCGAAUCGAAGAGGAUACAAAUAUGAUUCUGAUUAUUGA
This is a messenger RNA of Telopea speciosissima, 507 nucleotides long. Its product is annotated as inactive protein RESTRICTED TEV MOVEMENT 1-like. Lineage: Eukaryota; Viridiplantae; Streptophyta; Magnoliopsida; Proteales; Proteaceae. Gene Ontology annotation, molecular function: carbohydrate binding. The coding region runs from base 1 to 507 and encodes 168 amino acids. The transcript is spliced from 2 exons. The record is from RefSeq and is a predicted model, not a curated record.